This is a messenger RNA of Miscanthus lutarioriparius, 1356 nucleotides long. NCBI's taxonomy places the organism in Eukaryota, Viridiplantae, Streptophyta, Magnoliopsida, Poales, Poaceae. The record is from the annotation of a GenBank genome assembly.
AUGGCGGGGCUUCACUUCUUGCUCGUACCGCUGGUGGCGCAGGGCCACAUCAUCCCGAUGGUGGACCUGGCGCGCCUCCUCGCCGGCCGGGGCGCGCGAGUCACCGUGGUCACCACGCCCGUCAACGCCGCGCGCAACCGGGCCGUCGUAGAAAGCGCCCGGUGGGCGGGGCUCGACGUCGAGAUCGCGUUCCCCGGCCUGGGCCACGGGCUGUCGGAGGGUCUGGAGAACAUGGACCUGCUCACGGAGAGGGAGCACUUCCUGCCCUUCUUCCAGGCCGCGUGGAGCAUGGACGCGCCGCUGGAGGAGUACGUGCGGUCGCUGCCCCGUCGCCUGGACUGCCUCAUCGCUGACUCAUGCAACCCGUGGACGGCGGGGGUGUGCGCCCGCCACGGCAUCCCGCGCCUGGUGCUCCACUGCCCGUCCACCUACUUCCUCCUCGCCAUGCACAGCCUGUCCAAGCACGGCGUCCACGACCGCGUCGCCGACGAGCUUGAGACGUUCGAGGUUCCCGACUUCCCGGUGCCCGCCGUCGCGAACAAGGCCACGUUCCGCGGCUUCUUCCAGUGGCCCGGCGCGGAGGGCUUCCAGCGCGACGUCGACGAGGCCGAGGCCACCGCCGACGGCCUGCUGCUCAACACCUUCCGCGACAUCGAGGGCGUCUUCGUCGACCGCUACGCGGAGGCACUGGGACGGAAGACCUUCGGCAGCCUGGCGCACCUGCCGGCGAAGCAGGUCAUCGAGCUCGGCCGCGGCCUCGAGGCGUCGGAGCGGCCGUUCGUCUGGGCCAUCAAGGAGGCCAAUUCCAACGCCGACGUGCAGGCGUGGCUCGCCGAGGGGUUCGAGGAGCGCGUCAAGGACAGGGGGCUCCUGGUCCGCGGGUGGGCGCCGCAGGUGACCAUCCUCUCGCACCCCGCGGUGGGCGGCUUCUUGACCCACUGCGGGUGGAACGCCGCGCUGGAAGCCAUCGCCCACGGCGUGCCGGUGCUGACGUGGCCCAACUUCUCCGAUCAGUUCAGCAGCGAGCGGCUGCUCGUAGACGUCCUCGAUGUCGGCGUCAGGUCCGGUGUCAAGGUGCCCGCCAUGUUCCUACCCAAGGAGGCCGAGGGGGUGCAGGUGACGAGCGCCGCCGUGGAGAAAGCGGUGGCCGAGCUGAUGGACGAGGGGCCCAAGGGGACGGCGAGGAGAGCGAGGGCCAAGGACCUCGCCGCGAAGGCGAAGGCAGCCAUGGAGGAAGGUGGGUCGUCGUACGCCGACUUGACCGACAUGAUUCACCACGUCGCGGUGCUCGGCGGUAAAAGAAAGAUCCAUGAGGUGGACACGAGCGCGAGGGCUAUGCCUUCGAUUAUACACUAG